Messenger RNA from Linepithema humile (Argentine ant), 472 nucleotides. RefSeq names its product transcription elongation factor 1 homolog. Gene Ontology annotation, biological process: transcription elongation by RNA polymerase II. The record is from RefSeq and is a predicted model, not a curated record. Gene Ontology annotation, cellular component: transcription elongation factor complex. NCBI's taxonomy places the organism in Eukaryota, Metazoa, Arthropoda, Insecta, Hymenoptera, Formicidae. Gene Ontology annotation, molecular function: RNA polymerase II complex binding.
CCAGCAAAGCUUCGCUGCAUGAAAUUGUACCUUAAAGAACAAACCUGAACAAACCUUUUAUGUGUCGCGUCCUAAACAUAACCUUUAAUCUAAUAUAACUUAACCUAAUUAAAAACAAUUUAAUAAGAAAACUGCAAAUAAACUGUUAAGUAUUUUGUAAAAUUUCGGUUCAAGUACUUAUAGUUUUAAUCAAAACGAGAUGGGCCGACGUAAGAGCAAGCGAAAACCACCUAGCAAAAAGAAAGCUAUUCAACCGUUGGACACGCAAUUCAAUUGUCCAUUUUGCAAUCACGAGAAAUCGUGUGAGGUUAAGAUGGACAAGUCAAGGAGUACUGCCAGGAUAACCUGCAGAGUGUGCUUGGAAGAUUUUCAGACUACGAUAAAUUUACUAUCAGAACCUUUAGAUGUGUACAAUGACUGGAUUGAUGCUUGUGAGAGUGCCAAUUAAAGAUUUUAUCAAUUAUUGCAUUUA